CGCUUUUCAGAACACACAAACACACACACACAUAUGCCUCGACUCAGCUGAGCAAAACUGGGUUUUAUUCUUGUUGUUGAAGGAAUGGGUGUUGUUACCAUGAGUGAAUUGAAGCCAAGCAUCUCUGGAAAACGAUCGUUUCGACCAAGUUCCAGUACACGGCAUGUUAUCGAAUGGCCAAUAUCCGAUGUUUCCAGCGAUCUGACAAUCGAUGUAGGAUCAGCAAGUUUUGCACUUCAUAAGUUCCCGUUGGUUUCCAAAAGUGGAAGGAUCCGGAAGCUUCUAAUGGAAGCUAAAGACUCCAAAGUUAUACGCAUAAAUCUUCAUAAUGUACCUGGUGGAUCCGAAGCAUUUGAACUCGCUGCAAAGUUUUGCUACGGAGUGAAUGUCGAGAUCAAUCUAGCCAACGUGGCAAAGCUUCGCUGCACGUCUCAUUUCUUGGAAAUGACUGAAGAAUUUUCCGAUAAGAAUCUCGAAAUGCGUACAGAAACAUUCCUGAAAGAAACUGUUCUUCCUAACAUAACCAGUUCGAUUUCAGUUCUACACCAUUGCGAAAACAUGUUACCGGUGGCGGAAGAGAUUAAUCUAGUCACAAGAAUCAUUACAGCUAUCGCGAAUAACGCUUGUAAAGAGCAGUUGACUUGUGGGUUAUCGAAACUAGAGAGUAACUAUCCUUCAAAACCAGUACUUUUACCAUCGGAAUCGGACAACUGGUGGGGGAAAUCGUUGACUGUUCUUAGCCUCGAUUUCUUUCAACGGGUCUUGACAGCAGUGAAGACGAGAGGCCUAAAACAGGAUAUGAUCGCCAGAAUCUUGAUGAAUUAUGCACAGAAUUCGCUGCAGGGAUUGUUCUUGAGAGACCCCCAGCUCCUAAAAGGAAGUUUCUCUGAUCUGGAAUUGCAGAAGAAGCAUAGAGUGAUUGUUGAAAUGAUCGUUGGUUUAUUACCCACACAAUCCAGAAAAAGCACUGUGCCAAUGGCGUUUCUUUCAAGCUUGCUCAAGUCUUCAAUCAUGGCAUCCACAUCCACAGCUUGUAGGUCUGAUCUGGAGAGACGAAUCGGUCUGCAACUCGAUCAGGUGAUACUCGAAGACAUACUCAUCCCAGCAAAUUCACAUGGAAACAAUCAUACACAGCUUUACGACACUGACUCAAUCUUCAGGAUCUUUUCCAUCUUCUUGAAUUUGGAUGAAGAUGAUGAUGACGAUGAUAAUCUGAUGAGGGAUGAAGGUGAAAUGGUGUACGAUUUCGACACACCUUCAUCACCAAAACAGAGCUCCAUCCUCAAAGUGUCAAAGCUACUUGACUGUUUUCUUACAGAGAUUGCGAUAGAUUCGCAUUUACCCGCAUCCAAGUUCAUUGCACUAGCGGAAUUGCUCCCGGAUCAUGCUCGAUUGGUCAAUGAUGGAUUAUAUCGAGCCGUAGACAUCUUUUUGAAGGUUCACCCAAAUCUAAAGGAUUCGGAGCGUUACCGGUUGUGCAAAACAAUUGACUGCCAAAAACUGAGUCAAGAGGCGUGUAGCCACGCGGCUCAAAACGAACGUCUCCCGGUGCAAAUGGCAGUUCAGGUGCUUUACUUUGAGCAAAUCCGGCUUCGAAACGCAAUGAACGGGGGCCACAAUCACCUCUUUUUCGGGUCAUUAAACACCCAGUUUCCGCAACGCUCUAGCAGCGGUGCAGGAAGUGGGUGCAUCUCUCCUAGGGACAAUUACGCAUCCGUUAGGAGAGAAAACAGGGAACUUAAACUAGAAGUGACCCGAAUGAGAAUGCGGCUUACAGAUCUUGAAAAAGAUCAUGUUUCGAUGAAACAAGAGCUCGUGAAGUCGCAUCCUGCCAACAAAUUGUUUAAAUCAUUGACGAAGAAACUUGGGAAACUGAAUACUUUGUUUAAGUUUAAAGAUGUUAGGGGUGUUGGAAGCGGACCGGGUUCCGAAAGCCGAUUCUUGUUUCAGAAACGAAGGCGUAAUUCUAUUGCGUGAUCGGUUUAUCAAUGAUUUUUGUUUUGUGUAGUGUGAUUGUGAAUACGAAAGAGUGUGUAUAGUUGUAGUGUUUGAUGGCGAGGUUUUUCUUGUUUCAAAAAUAUAAAAAGAACUUGUUUAGAAUAACUCAC
Messenger RNA from Lactuca virosa, 2108 nucleotides. The record is from the annotation of a GenBank genome assembly. NCBI's taxonomy places the organism in Eukaryota, Viridiplantae, Streptophyta, Magnoliopsida, Asterales, Asteraceae.